AUGGAUAAUGUUGGAUCACCAGCGGCCUCAUCUUGCGACAGCGGAUCGGAUUCAGACGGAUUUGUCCACGUUUCGAGCGGGGAGGACUUCGUCAUGGUGCAGUCGUCAAAGAGGUCUCGGGCGGAGGCAGGCGCAGCCCCAGCAGCAGCAUCAUCGGUGGGGGUAGAUGCCGCAGGUCCCGCUGGUCCCGCAGGUCCCGCAGGUCCCGCGGGUCCCGCAGGUCCCACCGUUGGCACCGGUGGCGGUGUUGGUACGGCUUCGCACAACAGCGACCAGCAGCCUGCUACUUCUAUUAGCCGUCCUACGGCUUUCGCUAGGAAAUUGGCGUCAUCCAUCGACCGCAGUCACGCAGCCGCCACCGAGGCCGCCACCACCGCGGCCAAAGCGGCCACCGCCAACAUCACCGGCCCGUCUUCACCACCCGGCCCUUAUUACCCACGCCUCCACCAGCUCCAGCAAAAACGUCCUCCACGAACGAAGGUAGCCGCGGUGUCCCCGGAGGCGCCCCGCCUCCCUUCGCACUACGUGGAGCGGUGGGCCCUGCUCGAGAAGGUCGUCAACGAGCUCAUCGGCAAGAAGCAUCUCGACAACCGUCACGCCAGGAACAGCAGCACCACCAAAAGCGGCGACAACCAACUUCACAAUAAUUCCACAAUCGACAACAACGGGGGUAACACGAACACCAGCGGCGACGAGCAUGUUAUCGGAAACAACAACAACGGCGACGGUCGCGAGAGUGCUGCCUACGCCCUGCUCGGUGACAGCGGGUCGGGGAAGACCGUUCUGGCGUCGGCCAUCGUCUCUCACCCCGAGGUCCGCAGAAAAUUCUGGCGAGGAAUCUUCUGGGUCAGCCUUGGACGUGCGGGUGUGACGAGAGCAACGGCAGGCACAGGAGGAGAUCUGCUGAGAGCUGUGUUUCACGCUCUGGCUGCGCAGGUGGUUGCGAUAGCCCAUCCGCUCCCAGCCAACAGUGACGAAGCCGCCGCCGCAACCGCACUCCUUGCCCGGCCAGCAAGCCCUGGGGAAACCCUCAAGCAGCUGGCCUCCUCGAAUGGGGGUUCACGGCUGGGGGGGCAGAGCCGACUCCUCGUUCUUGACGGCAUCAGCGAGAGCUUCACCGACAACGUCAACGCCGUGGCCGAGCUGCAAAGGGCCGGGUUUGUGGUGCUGGUGACCGGCGAAAAGCCGUGCGCGCUGUCGCUCCUGCAGAGCAAGCGGACAUCGUCGCCAGCAAAGCCGGAGGCUGGCUGGGACCUAGGGAACGGUCGUUCCACACCGCAGCACUGCCGAUUCCACGUCAGUGUGCUGCAGGCCGUGACGCCAAACGAGGCGGUGGAGAUGCUGCUGAAGAGGGUGAGGCGGCCGGGUGGGGCGGCAAUUGCGUUGGAGGCGACGACACCCGCAGCUUGGGCGGAGCAGAAGGCCGGUGAUGCUGGUGACCCGGGCGUCGACGCGGCGACCCGGGCGUCGUUCGAGUCGUGUGCUCUACAGGUAGUCAAUGACUGCGGAGAGAUCGCACCGCUGGCUCUCGCUAUCGUCGGCGCAGUAGUAGCCGGCCAGGAUGAGAGGGGUGGCAGGCGGGACAACUCGCCGCCCUGCGACUACGCUGAACGCUGCCGUCAGAUCGAGCGGCAACUCAUCCGGGAUCAUGAUCGUUGUGGCGACGGCUACGCUUUGAGCAGGGUGAUGGAGUUGGGGUUUGGCGCGCUCCCUGGCGACAAGACGAAGGACUGCUUCGUUAGGCUGGGGGUGUUGGCGGAGGGAACCGUGGCUCCGCUCGACAUGCUGUCCAACCUUUGGGGGCAGGAUUCAGAGCAAGACAUCGUACGGACCGUCAACGAGCUCCUGGAGAAAUCAUUCCUCAUCGAGAUGCACCCGGGAAGCCGCUGCUACAGCAUCCACAACCGCGUCCUCGCCUUCGCCAAGACCAAGCUCCUCCGCGCCGGCUCCAGGCCCGACGGGGUCGUCGGUUGCCACUGCUACCUUGGAUUGGACAACGCAGCAGCGCCAACAACGGCAAGGAGCACGAGGGAGGUCGCCGUGGCCAAUCAGGAGACAUUCGCGUGCGUGCCGGCGGCGUUUGGCUACUGGGCAGCAGCGAAGCUGCUCCAGCUGCAGGGAUUCCUUGAAGAUGCCAAAACAAUGGCGAGGAAGUCUGUACGCAUGGGGCACGCUCUCUACUAUGCUGACGCGGCCCAGGCCGAACGACUUUUCUCCGAAUCCGCGCUUCUCAGGGUGCAAAAGGGCAUUGACGACGAAUUGGUCGAUCGGUAUAAGAAGGGGUUGGAGUCUGUCAAGCUGAGCUACGGAUGUCGCCACCCGGCCGUGGCGUCCGCUCUCAACAGCCUUGCCCGUGUGGAGCUGGAGCAGCACAAGCCUAUCCUGGCCGGUGUUUGCUACAGAGAAGCGGUGAGGGUGCUGGACGACUCUCUUGGGGAUGACCAUCCGAUGGUGGCGAAGGCUUUGAUCGAUGCGGCGGAAGCGGAAAUGAAGCAAUUCGUGUCGCUCCCUCAUGAGAAGGAAAAGCUGCUACUCCUCCGUGCUCACGUCGGCGAGCUGUGCUCAAGGGCCCUGUCUAUAUAUGACAAUGACCUGGGGACGACAGGGAUCAUGGAUCCGUGCGAAAAGGCCACGUCCUUCGUUCGCUUGGCUCACAUGUUGGAGGAGCAGGGCAACGUCAAAGAGGCGGAGCGGCUGUGCCGGGCGGCGCUACGCACCCUGGAGGAGGAAAGCCACCUUGGGCCCGAUCACGUGCAUGUGGCUGCUACUCUGGUCACCCUAGCUGACCUUCUCGCCAGCAAGGAGAAGCCCCAAAAUCCACCCUUACACAAGCAUCGACCGGACGAGACCACCGAGCUCCUCCGCCGAGCUGUUGGCAUCGGAGAAAGCUGGUUUCGUAACGACCUGGCGCAUGAAAAGCUGGCCCUUUGGCGCAACAAGCUUGCUGUUGCUUACACCGACCAGGGAAAGCAUAUCGAAGCCGCCUCGCAGUACCUGAAGGUGAUCGAGAAGUGCAAGGAAGAGCCGUCUAUCGAUCAAAAGGCGAUCGUCAACGUGGCCCACGGGGGACUCAACACGCUCGCAAGUAUCGCCAACUUCGAUGAGAUCAUGACCCAAUUCAUGAUCUACAGCAGUGGUGACCGGCAGACACGCGCCAGUGGCGACAAAGCGGAAACAGCGACAUCGGCGGCGACGGCAGCGACGACUCCCCCGUACCCGCCCAUGUCCGCUGCAGCUCCGGGCGUCUUCGGGGCCACCAACGAGGCACCGGUCUGCGCCAACAACAACACAGCGCAGACAGCGACAUCGGCGGUGACGGCAGAGACAACGCCCCCGUACCCACCCAUGUCCGCGGCAGCUCCGGGCAUCUUCGGGGCCAUCGACGAAGCACCUGGAGUAGCGGCCACGGCAGAAGCAACAGUGCCGACAACCCUUGGCGCCAGCACGUCCACAAUGGGCGGUGGCAGAGAAGCGGCGGAACCUUUGUCCCACGAGCAGGGCAGGGAGGACGACCAGCCCGGUGAGAGUGUCCAGGGAGAGAGUGGCGAGAGUGAAGAAGAGGAGGAGGAUGAAAGCGGCUGCGAAUGGGAAGAUGAUCCAGAUGGAGAGAGCGAGUACGCCGAGAGAAGGGUAGACGACCGGAAACACGAGGACAACUGCGGCGACAAGAACGGCUUGAGGGGUGGUGACAACAACGAUGACGAGCAGAAAUCGCUGGAAGCUGCUGUGUUCUACCUCUACGCAAACAACCCGCGGAAUCGAUUCGCCGACGAGAUUCAGAUCCCGUUGGGUGAGGACGAGAAGGAAAUCAUGGACCCAGGCCUGCAAGAGGCCUUGUCGCUCAGCAUUCGAGACAUGUCGUAA
Molecule: messenger RNA, 3864 nt
Organism: Ectocarpus siliculosus
Lineage: Eukaryota; Phaeophyceae; Ectocarpales; Ectocarpaceae
Source: the annotation of a GenBank genome assembly